Molecule: messenger RNA, 4261 nt
Organism: Drosophila subpulchrella
Lineage: Eukaryota; Metazoa; Arthropoda; Insecta; Diptera; Drosophilidae
Gene: lqf
Product: epsin-1
Exons: 10
Coding region: 597-3086 (829 amino acids)
Biological process (GO): endocytosis
Cellular component (GO): plasma membrane; endosome; clathrin vesicle coat
Molecular function (GO): phospholipid binding; clathrin binding
Source: RefSeq, a predicted model, not a curated record
UCACAUUGCAAAGCGAAGAGAAGAAAAAAAAGAAAGAAAGAAAUAAUUCCAAAAUUCGAACGACUCGGACGGUGCAAAGGGUAAAUAAGCUGUAUUAAUAUCUUCGCAGUGCAGUCGAGACCCCCGAAAAGUCGAAAGAGUGCCAGGAUCUUGGAUAUCCGUAUCGUGCGCGCAGCUCUCCUGUUUUUUCCUUUUGUUGACGUCGCAUUGUCGUCAUCGUCAUCUUGUGACCGUGUCUAUUCGAGUCCGAAAAAGAAAGAAAAGAAAGUCGUAAACUAUAGAAAAGAAAACUAGUUGGGGAGGAGGAGUCGCACACACAAACAACAGACACACACGGAGCCCCCCACUCACUCACACACAACUAACCCACUCACACACACACACACACACGUACAGGCGAACUGCAGUGAAGCAACGAAAACAACAAUAAACACAGCAACAUUGCAGCUUGCUUUGGAGCACUUAAACAGCAAUAAACAUAAACCAAAACGAUUAAAAAACAAAAAGUGCAAAACAAUCUGUAGCUUAUACAAGCAAAAGCCAAAAGUUUCUGUAUAGAAAAUAAAAAGCAAAGUCAAACGCAAAAACAAACGAAAAUGAGAAAGCAAAAGGACGAUAUGCAGGUCAAUGUCGCUGGUCUGCGCAGAAACAUCAAGAACCUUGCGCACAACUACUCCGAUGCUCAGGUCAAAGUGCGAGAGGCCACCUCGAACGACCCGUGGGGUCCUUCUGCCGCCAUCAUGGGAGAGAUAGCUGACCUCACGUACAAUGUGGUGGCCUUCUCGGAAAUCAUGCAAAUGAUCUGGAAGCGUCUCAACGACCACGGCAAGAACUGGCGCCACGUCUACAAGGCACUCAUCCUGCUGGAGUACCUGAUCAAGACCGGCACGGAAAAGGUGGCCCAGCAGUGCAAGGAGAACAUCUUCGCCAUUCAGACGCUGCGGGAAUUUGUCUACUUCGAGGAGGGCAAGGAUCAGGGCACCCAUGUCCGUGAGAAGGCCAAGCAGCUGGUUAAUCUCCUGAAGGACGACGAGCGGUUAAAGAACGAGCGUGUGAAGGCGCUAAAGGCCAAGGAGCGAUUUUCCCAGCACCCGAGUGGUUUCGGCAGCGAUGGGUACAUUGACGGGCCCUCGCAGCGGGAUCUACCACCGGGCUGGCAGGAGGAGCCGCCCAAGUCCGUAUCCGAGCUGGAAAUGGUUCGGCCGCAGACGGCUGGCGAGGAAGAGCUUCAGCUUCAGCUGGCCAUGGCUAUGUCACGGGAGGAGGCGGAACAGGAGGAGGCCAAGCGGCGUAGCGAUGAUGUACGUCUGCAACUUGCCCUCAGCCAGAGUGAGCAGGAUUUCAAGGAUCCAAAUGGACGACCUAUUCCCGCGCCCAAGAAGGAGGAACCCCAGAGUCAUUUGCUAGAUCUGCUGGACAUUUCGCUAGGCGCCACGAGCAUCUCGAGUCCACCGCUGGGCGCUGCAGGCGGCGCUCCAGCAGCUGUGGUAGAUCCCUGGGCCACUCCUGGUCCCCGAGCUCCCAGCCAAUUGUCCGAUCCCUGGUCGGGUACUUCCUCGCCACAAGUGGACCCCUGGAAUCCCUCCGCUGCCCCUCGUACCAUCAUGGGAGCCGGAGUGCCGAUGAGCUCGGCGCCAUUGGGUGCAGCAGCUGGAAACGAUGCAUGGGGUGGUCGCACCCAGUCGCCAUCGGUGGCCUCGGGCUCCUCCAACGAGGGCUGGCUACAGACCAAUGGGAAUGCCAACCAAAACGGACGUGGAGCCACUCCGGCGGGAGCUCCAGCUGAAGGCUGGUUGAUUAAAUCACCUGCUGUAGGAGCUUUGGGAGCUGCACCCGUGAGCCAUGCGGCAAGCAAUGGCAGCUCAUCUGCGGAUCCUUGGCUGGCUGAGCCAGCAGCAUCAGCGGCAGGAGGAGCAGCAGCUGGUGGUUUGGCGGAUCCCUGGGCGGCAGGAGCAGCACCUCAGGGCGCGGGUGGCCUAGAUGAUCCCUGGAAAGCCCUGGGAACAGGCGCCAUCAAGAAACAAUCCCCCGAGAUUGACGAGUUUGACUUAAUUACUAACCGGAACAAGAGUGAGCUAAGCAAUUCCAACGCCUCCAACAACAACAAUGCUUCUCUGCUCGACGACAUGGAUCCGCUAUCGGCGAACUACGGAAAUGGAGCCAUAAACAGCAGUGUGCAUCCGUCGACGGGAGCCACGGCAAAGAAACCGCUGAAGGAUGCCCAUUCCUUCCUCGGCGAGAACUCCGCGCUGGUUAACCUGGACAAUCUGAUCAAACCGAUUGCGCCACAGACGCAAACGGGUAAUCAGCCGGCAUACAAUCCCUUCAGCGAUACCGUGAUGCCACCCAAGACGAAUCUAUUCCAGCAGCAGCAGCCAGCCGUGCCGUCCAUCAAUCAGCUGAAGCAGCAGGCUCCCUUCUCAGUCAGCAUGAAUCAGGAUCCCUGGGCGCCCGUAAUGGGUGGCGUUAGUGCGACUUCACAGCCAAAACUUCCGCCUCCCGUGCGUCCCACUAGCCUCAAUUUGGGGCCUCCGUCCGUGGGUGAAUUUCAGCUGUUGAGUGCGUUUAGUAAUCCCAUCAUUCCCUCCGCCACCAUCCUCCAGCCACAGCAGAAUUCGCAGGUCUACAACUCUGCGUACCAGAGCAAUAGCAGCGCCAAUAUCCUGAGCAACAGUAACAUGAAUAGCUCCACCAGCAACAGCACCAUAUACAGCAGUUAUGCAAGUCCGAGUCCUGGCAUCGAUGGCAUCCGCAACAUGGAUAUAUUCACCGACCGUCCAUACUAUAAUAGUCCAACAGCACCUGCUGACGAAACUUAUAUGUACAAUGGCACCAAUAAUAACAAUGUCAACAGCAACUAUGGUACUCCCAGACUUUAUUCAAGCUAUGCUGCCAGCUAUAGCAGCGCCCUAUCCGACUCGCUGGCCGAAACCCCGGGAAUUAGUGUGGCUCCCAUGGGCUUUGUGGCCGAGCCUGUCAUGAGUUUCGGUCCCUCGUCCUCGGCGGCCAACAACUGCAAGCUGGAACAAAAUAACAACAUGCCGUGGAUAAAGCCGGAAGCAGCAACAAAUCCGUUUUUGUCGUAAACUGGAGCCGAUCAAUCAAGAGCAAUGUGUGCAGGAGCAGCAGCGGGAACAUCAACUAAGGGAACGUCAUCUAAUCAAGGCCUGGCUGGUGUAUAUGGAGAUGUCCAAUAAUAGCAUUAGCCACAAUAGCAGCAGAAGCAACCAAUUUAAGCUCUACAUAACUGCAAAGAGAAAAAUAUGAAUUAAUUAAUAAAUUAUGUGUAAGGAAGUAUUAUUAAAGUGUAAAAUAUGUGAUGUACGUGAGAGAGAAAGCCAAGAUCCAGCGAUAGAACGUGUGGAGGAGUAGAAACAGCAACGACACCCAGCCAAGAUGAGUGGAGAAAUCUGCCGAUUUCGCGCAGGAAGCUUACAUUCAAACACAACUUGAGUCUAACACAUUUGCAAUAACUAAACCUGUAAACCAGCCCAUAAGAUAGCAUAAGGCAUCCCCAACGCCACUCGACUGACUAUGAAAUUAUUCUCCCUACCAUUCACACACUAAAUCUAAUGUUUUUAAAGCUCAUGGGUAUAUUGUGCCCCCUUUAAGUUGAGUGGUCGUCGAGGAUGGCCGACUGUCAAUCUUCAAGUACUUCCUUAGUUGAUCACUUACUGUUAAUUAAGUUGUAUCCUUGUUGAGGCAAAAACCAAGAACGCAAAACCGGUAGUGGGAAAUCCGAUCGAGUCCAAAUGAGAGAUGCGAAAAUGAAAACUAAAAAAUUGUUAUAUAGCUUUAAAGAUUGCGUCGGAAAAGAAAACAUGUUAAAAACAAUGGUAAACAAUUUAUGUGUGCUUGUAAUUGUAAAUUUUUUACGUUCUUAUUUUGUGAAAUUUAUUGUGCGCGCAUGUUGCAGAAACCAAAUACAAUUAUUAAUGGCUUUUGGCUAUCGAUUUUUAAACACAUUUUUACGAUUUUUUCGAGUUGACAGUUGAUUUGUUUGUGCAUUCGCUUUUGGUCCACCUUCAAGACACCAAUGCAUACACGAGUUUGCUGUUGAACAUUUUUAUAGUAACUAGUUUAAAAUUUACAACAACCUUUGAACACAUAUACAAAGAACAAGAUUAAUUACAAGAGCAAAUCGAAAACUAAAACAAAGGAAAACAAAACAAAAUGAUGGUAUACAUUUAGGCUAGAAUACGUAACGAAUUGUAUAAGCGUAACUUAAUGAUAACAAAAUAUACAUAUACAUAAAAGAGAA